Fusarium venenatum is the source of this 1548-nucleotide messenger RNA. Its product is annotated as major facilitator superfamily domain-containing protein. NCBI's taxonomy places the organism in Eukaryota, Fungi, Ascomycota, Sordariomycetes, Hypocreales, Nectriaceae. Gene Ontology annotation, molecular function: transmembrane transporter activity. Gene Ontology annotation, cellular component: membrane. Gene Ontology annotation, biological process: transmembrane transport. The record is from RefSeq and is a predicted model, not a curated record.
AUGACCGACAUGCCCAAGCCAGCCCCCGAGGCUCCCCCCAGCGUCACGGCCGUUGAAGACUCUGAACUCAAGGGCAAUCGUGCCGAAAUGAGCCAGAACCAGCAGGAGAAUGCCGUUGGUUACAACGAAUAUCUUGAGGCUCGGGACAUCGAGUUCUCUGACGAAGAGGCGAAAAGACUUCGCUGGAAGCUCGAUCUUGUCAUCCUUCCAAUGUUCUUGAUCACACAAGCUUUGCAAUUCAUGGAUAAGACGUCCCUGAACUAUGCAAACCUGUUUGGUUACCAAGAGGCUCUGGGUCUCAAGGGCAACCAGUUCAAUUAUCUCUCCGCAAUGGUGUAUGCAGGUUACUUCUUCGGCCAGUACCCCUGCGGUUGGCUCAUUGGACGAUAUCCCGCACAAAAGGUCAUGGCUAUCAGUGUUUUCUUCUGGGGUCUGAUGGUUAUUAUCAUGACUCAGAGCAGAGACUACUCUAGCGCAUUGGCAGUUCGAUUCAUUAUGGGUGUUUUCGAGGCGGCUGUUACCCCUGGUCUGACUCUCAUGACCGGCUUCUGGUACACGAGACGCGAGAUUCCUCUCCGUCAGUGUAUCUGGUACUCAUCCCUCGGUUGGGGUGGUAUUGUCGGCUCCUAUAUUUCCAUGGGUGUUUCCAAACUCCCUGUUGAUCUGAAGCCUGAGCGAUGGGAGCUCAUCUUCUUCAUCCUCGGUGGUGCCACUUGCCUCUGGGCAUUUGUCAUCUGGUUCCUCCUCCCCGACUCGCCUUCCAACGCCAAAUUCCUCAACCAUCGCGAGCGUCUGAUUGCUGUUAAGCGUGUCGCCUCCAACGAAACCGGUAUCAAGAACAAGGCAUUCGACAAGAGUCAGGUCAAGCUUGGCUUCAUGGACCCUAAGACUCUUCUACUCUUUACUUCUGUGUUUGCUGCCGCCAUUCCCAACGGUGUUGUCAAUUCUUUCUCUACUGUUAUCAUCCGUGAUAUGGGCUUCAGCACUACCGAGACCACUCAGCUCAAGUCUGUCGGCGAUGCCAUUCAAAUCAUUGGUCUUCUCAUUGGCGGAAGCAUCAUUCUUAAUGUUCCCAACUCUCGGUUGCUUACUGCCACCGUCGCCAACCUGAUCUGCACUAUUUCGGCUGCGUGCAUGGCGUACCUCCCACAAGAAAACACCUGGGGCAGACUUGUGUGUUUCUGGCUGGUUAACGCGCAGUCCGUUGGCUUCACCGUCUCUUUAACAACCAUCUCAUCCAAUAUGGCUGGAUACACCCAUCGCUCCUUGGCUAGCGCUAUGGUCUUUACUGCUUACUGUUGGGGCAACUUCGCUGGACCUUUUGUUGUCAAGAAGUCUCAGGCUCCCCAUUUCACGGGUGCCACCAUUGGUCUCCUGGUUGGAUAUGCGAUCAAACUUUGCUGCCACUUUGCCCUUCUCGUCUACAUGUACCUCAUCAAUCGCCACCGCAACAAGACCUAUGGAGCCCCCAACAAGGAGCGAAGCAAUGAAGCAGGAAUGAGAGACCAGACCGAGUUUGAGAACAAGGACUUCCGAUACGUGCUGUAG